This is a messenger RNA of Menidia menidia (Atlantic silverside), 1155 nucleotides long. The record is from the annotation of a GenBank genome assembly. NCBI's taxonomy places the organism in Eukaryota, Metazoa, Chordata, Actinopteri, Atheriniformes, Atherinopsidae.
UUGAGUCCGACCUGGCAACCGAGAAGGAGCCUGAUUGAGGAAAAUAUUGGCCACAGCAGCAGACUACUUGGCAUUAUAGACGGCUGGCGGUGGAUCUGCAGUAACCUGCUUCCAGAAGCUACGGUUCACUUUGCUGCCAACAUCAACUUGGAGGAGAGGAAGGUUUCGGUUCUGUUUAGAAAUACAUCCGGUGUGGUGUUUGACACUCGCUCAAAAAUGGUCAUGUCCCAGGGAGGCACGGCGGAGAGGAUGAAGGAAAAGAUCAGCGCCGUCAGGGCAGUGGUUCCCAACAAAAGCAACAAUGAGAUCGUGCUGGUGCUGCAGCAUUUUGAGAACAGCGUGGACAAAGCAGUGCAGGCUUUCUUGGAAGGAAGUGCGGUCGAGAUCCUGAAGGAGUGGAACGUCACGGGCAAAAAGAAGCCCAAGAAGAAAAAGAAGCCUAAGCCUCAGCCAGAGGCCUCGGCAGAGCCUGCCCCGCCAGAGGCCACAAUGCCCGAGGAAGACAAGGACGAGAUGAAUGGCUUCCACGCCAACGGUUCCACGAUGGACGGGGAGUCGCUGGACUCUCUGAGUGAGCAGCUGGACUCUGCUUCUUUGGAUGCAGCUGAGCUAGACUCUGAACCCGCUACGUCCGAAACCACAGGUGCAGAGGCAGAGAGUCAGGGAAGCGCACCAAGUCCCGCCUCCCAGAAGGGAGGGCGGAAUCACCAGGGUCCAAGAGGAAACAAGUCCAGACACAGGCCGGGCUCUAAUUCACAUCCCCAUAUCUCCUCAUUAGCAUCCACCACCAACGAGCAGGGGUCAUCAGGGGCAAAGAAGAUGGCUCCCAACAUCGACCGCUCUGUGAAGGACCUGCAGAGGUGCACCGCCUCCCUGACCCGCUACAGGAUGGUGGUGAAGGAAGAAAUGGACUCCUCCAUCAAGAGGAUGAAGCAGACGUUUGCCGAGCUCCAGAGCUGGUUGGCCGAGGCUUCGGCUGAGCAGCUGAUGUGCCAGAGGGUUACAAAGAGUCAACACCUGAGGAGCGUUGAACAAAGCCUUACUGUGAACUACACAAAGCCUGUGCAAGCCCUCAGAAACGGCAAAUGUGCUGUGCAUGCAUCCACAAUACCGCUGCCGCGGCCUUCUCUAUCAAAGUCUCAGCAGCAGAUGUGA